Molecule: messenger RNA, 756 nt
Organism: Merops nubicus (carmine bee-eater)
Lineage: Eukaryota; Metazoa; Chordata; Aves; Coraciiformes; Meropidae
Product: axin-1-like
Exons: 1
Biological process (GO): negative regulation of canonical Wnt signaling pathway
Source: RefSeq, a predicted model, not a curated record
AUGAAUAUCCAGGGGAAAGGCUUCCCCUUGGACCUUGGAGGAAGCUUCACCGAAGAUGCUCCGAGGCCCCCGGUUCCCGGUGAGGAGGGGGAACUCGUCUCCACGGAUCCGAGGCCGGCUAGCCACGGUUUCUACUCCGGCAAAAGCGAUGUGGUCAGAAAUGAGAUGUCCACGGCAACACCCAGGCGCUCCGAUUUGGAUUUGGGGUACGAGCCCGAGGGGAGCGCUUCGCCAACUCCACCCUACCUGAAGUGGGCCGAGUCGCUGCACUCCUUGCUGGACGAUCAAGACGGUAUCAAUCUCUUCAGGACUUUCCUGAAACAGGAGGACUGCGCGGAUCUGCUGGACUUCUGGUUCGCCUGCAGCGGCUUCAGGAAGCUGGAGCCGUGCGCGUCUAACGAGGAAAAAAGACUCAAGCUGGCAAAAGCCAUUUACAAAAAAUACAUCCUCGACAACAACGGUAUCGUGUCCCGGCAGAUCAAACCGGCCACAAAAAGCUUCAUCAAAGACUGCGUCAUGAAACUGCAGAUCGACCCCGACAUGUUUGACCAGGCCCAAACGGAGAUCCAGUGCAUGAUAGAAGACAAUACCUACCCUUUGUUCCUUAAGUCAGAUAUUUAUUUGGAAUACACGAGGACAGGUGGGGAAAGUCCAAAAAUUUAUAGCGAUCCAAGCUCAGGGUCUGGGACAGGUAAAGGGCUGCCCGGUUACCUGCCGACCCUGAACGAGGACGAGGAGUGGAAGUGUGACCAAGAG